AUGGAGGAACCUAUACAACUAUCCAGGAAACAGAUUGUACAUCGAUUUAUCAAGGCAAACAGAAAACGAAUGGGCAAUAUGAACAUCAGAUUACAAUCGAUGCGUUAUUACCUAACAGGACUGGUGGUAUUAGGCACAGUAGUGUUGUUUUUUUUCGUAUUUUCGUCACACCAUGUCCACAACGACCACAACAGUAUUCCCGAUCCGGAAUUCCCGAUUCCGCCAUCGAGUAUGCCGAUGGGUUUGUACAACAAGGUCGGUGUUGUGUCCAACGGCGGACCGUGUGCACAAAUUGGAGUGGACGUGAUGUCGAAUGGAGGAAAUGCCGUUGAUGCAGCAGUAGCUACAAUGUUGUGCGAAGGUGCCCUGUGUCCAGAGUACAUGGGUAUCGGUGGAGGAUUCAUAAUGAGUAUCUACAACGCAUCAACCAAAAAAGUGAUGACAAUCGAUGCCCGUGAAACAGCUCCUGCUGCUGCGACUAUAUCAAUGUUCGUAGAAGAUCCUUUGAAAUCUAUAUACGGAGGAAUGGCGGUUGCAGUUCCAGGGGAACUCAAAGGCUAUUCCACAAUUUAUAAUUUAUACGGUGGUGGCGUUUCGUGGGAAUCGUUAUUUGAACCAACUAUUAAAUUAUGCGAAGAAGGUAUGACGAUCAGUAAACGUCUAGCAAUUAACUUGAAUAAUCACGAAGACUUGAUAAAAAAUGACUUACUGCUCAGAGAAGCUUUUUUUGAUGAAAAAACCGGUCACGUGAAAACCGCCGGGGAACAGUAUAAUUUUCCAAAGUUGGCAGAAACAAUGAAAAUUAUAGCAAAAGAAGGUGUAGAUGCCAUUUACAAUGGUUCGUUAACAUCUAAACUAUUGGAAGAUUUAAAAGAAGUGAAUGGAAUAAUCACAAAAGAAGAUUUAGCCGAUUAUACAAUUGAAAUCAAAGAGUCUUUUCCAGUAAAUUUAAAAAGUGGACAUACAAUACAUGUUGGGCCACCACCUAGUUCUGGUAUCAUAUUGGCAUACAUACUCCGAAUAUUGGAUGGGAUAUUACCAGCACCUGAUAUUGGCUUAGACGCACAUCGAUUUGUGGAAGCUUUCAAAUUUGGGUUUGGGGCAAGAACCCAUUUAGGAGAUCAUAAAUUUGUUAAUGUGUCUCAAAUUUAUGAUAAAGUAAAAUCAGAUAGAUACUUCAAUAAUAUUCGAAAUAAUAUAUCUGAUAGUUUUACUUCGUCAGAUCCAAGAUACUAUGGAGCUGAUUACGAUAUGCCAGAGAAUCAUGGGACUGCUAACAUUGUCGUAACAGAUUCAGAGGGCAAUACUGUUGUAGCUACAAGUACAUUAAAUACUUACUUCGGUUGUGGUUUCAUGUCCCCUAGUACUGGUAUACUUUUAAAUAAUGAAAUGGAUGAUUUUUCUACUCCUGGAGUCAUUAACUAUUAUGGUAUUCCAUCUUCACCUGCCAAUUUUAUCGAACCAGGCAAGCGACCAAUGUCUUCAAUGUGUCCAACUAUAUUUACUGAUAAAAAUGGUGACUUUGUUCUUGGAGUCGGAGCGGCAGGAGGAUCGAAAAUCACUCUUGCUACUGCUUAUGUGUCUGCCCUCAAUUUAUGGUACAAUAAAACAUUAAAAGAAGUGAUAGACCAACCCAGAAUAUACCACCAACUUAUACCUAUGGAAGUACAAUAUGAGUAUGGAACGACUAAGGAUAUAGUAAAUAAACUUAUGGAUAUUGGUCAUCCAGUCAUUAGAUUGGAGAAUGGAGCAUCAGCAGUUACAGCCAUUGCUAAAACUUCUUCAGGGAUGUUUGAAGCUAUGCCAGAUUUCAGACGGCCAGGAAAUUCAUCCGGAUAUUAA
Molecule: messenger RNA, 1842 nt
Organism: Macrosiphum euphorbiae (potato aphid)
Lineage: Eukaryota; Metazoa; Arthropoda; Insecta; Hemiptera; Aphididae
Source: the annotation of a GenBank genome assembly